AUGAGAAUUCCCACAAGAGGAGAUAAGAGCCGCAUUGUCAAGCGCAAGUUUGAGCCAAGAAAAGACUGGACAGAAGCUGUCAAAGAAAAGAUUGUACAGUCCUUCACUUCGAACCAGCCCCUAUGCGGUCCGAUUGCUGAUAAACCCAAGUCACCGCAAAGUGCCGCUCUACAAGAUGCCCUCGAAUGCACCCAGUGCAGAGAUCUACACAUUAUUCCAUAUAUGAUGAAUGUAGACAUUGCUGCAGGCUCGUACAUCACAUCUCAAUACCCACCUUUCUUCGCCAGCAAAAGCGUACCAGAUGAUUCUAUAUCUCCCUUCGACACAGACAUAGUAGCCCACCAAAAUAGGAAUGCGACAUUUUGGGAAAAUAUUACACCUUCCCAACAGCAUCAUUACUACGACAAGAUUGAUACCAUUCUCAAAAAAGCCGAGGCUGAGUCAGGCAAGCCAGCAGAUGAAGCCACCGUUCUUUUUGCCCACUACCAAGUGGAUUUCCACAUCCGCCAACACUACCUCGCCCCCCGAAGUAUCCUGAAUCUAUGCCGCUCAAAGGAUGAUAUUCGGGCGCUGACCUACUGGCAGUGGAAGACCGCCGUCUCAGAUGAGACAGCGUUUGCGGAAUUCCACGACUGGGGUGUGGGAUGGGUGCAUGAGCCGAGCAAUUCUAUCGGCCACCAGAUUGCGGCAUGGCGGAUGGGGGAAGAAAGACGAGAGAAGCACCUCGCAGAAGUGAAAGCCCGGUGGGCCGAGAUCAAGGACGAGAGACAAAAACAGAGGAUGCGGACAAUCAAAAUCUCUUUCAAGGGUGUGCAUGUUAAGACUUACAAGUAUGAGCCAUGCGGACCUUGUCUGACAGAGAAGGAGAUUAUGGAUAUUGCAACGGAAAGGGGUGCACAUUAUGAAGCCUUUUUGAGCAAUAUGGACAUAUGA
Messenger RNA from Penicillium samsonianum, 933 nucleotides. RefSeq lists its product as uncharacterized. Bases 1 to 933 code for a protein of 310 amino acids. The transcript has a single exon. NCBI's taxonomy places the organism in Eukaryota, Fungi, Ascomycota, Eurotiomycetes, Eurotiales, Aspergillaceae. The record is from RefSeq and is a predicted model, not a curated record.